CCGACGUCGACGCUGAGUACCGAGUGCAGUGAAACUGUGAAUUCAUGAAGUUUCUAUCAAGUUUCUCUCCUGCUGGCCGACUGCGGUUCAACCUAUACCGCGUUCUGGAGAAUGACUACGCGAUCUAAUAUUAAUCGUGCGAUUUCGCGUUCUCCGUGUUCCCGUUUCUUCUCAAGUGGAGAUCAUCACCAAUGACGCUUCCCAUGCUCUCCCGCAUGGCGUCACCCGUAGGCCAUCCUCAAGCACUGGCGCUGCCGUUGGCAGUGGGGAAUUGCCGGAAGCGAAAUAGAUCCUUGACUCUCAGCUCAGCUAACAAACAUGCACCAUCAUAUAAGCUUCACUUGUAAAAUACAAUAUGGCUCUCUUUUCCGAUAAUGAGGUUGUCGAGUGCACUAUGAUCCUCAAAACAAUGCUUGAAGCUAUCGAGACCCUGUUCAACGUAGGAUCCCUUGAUAUUUCAUCCAGGGUAUUGAAGAAGGUCACGGAAUAUUGCAAUACGAUGCUUGUCUCGCGGCCAGAAACCAGCAUGAGGCUUCCAGGCCAAGUGAUAUCAGCGAAUGGGACCAGAAGUCUAUCACUGCUAAUCAAAAUACACUUUUCAAGAUCAUUUUGGCCGUAGAUUAUCUUUAGAUAGAUCAUG
Suillus bovinus is the source of this 640-nucleotide messenger RNA. RefSeq lists its product as uncharacterized. NCBI's taxonomy places the organism in Eukaryota, Fungi, Basidiomycota, Agaricomycetes, Boletales, Suillaceae. Bases 356 to 619 code for a protein of 87 amino acids. Gene Ontology annotation, biological process: ubiquitin-dependent protein catabolic process. The record is from RefSeq and is a predicted model, not a curated record. The transcript is spliced from 3 exons.